AUGGCGAACCUCCACUUCGCGGCGUCGAGCGCGCCGCUCAAAAGCAUCCAAGAGAUCCAGUUUGGCUUACUCGACCCGGCUGAGAUUCAAGAGAUGAGCGUCGCGCACAUCAUCUACCCCGAGACUAUGGACGAACAAAAGCAGCGUCCGCGUGAAGGUGGUCUAAACGACCCGAAGCUCGGCUCCAUCGAUCGUGCUUACUCGUGUGCCACUUGCGGUGAGAACAUGCAAGAAUGCCCAGGCCAUUUUGGUCAUAUUGAACUGCACACGCCAGUGUUCCACGUUGGUUUCAUCAACAAGAUUAAAAAGCUGCUUGAAUGCGUAUGUUUUAACUGCGGCAAGACUUUAGCAGAUGAAAAUGAUCCAGGUUUUAAAGACGCCAUGCGAUUCCGGGAUCCGAAGAAGCGCUUCGAGGCGAUAUGGAAGGCUACCAAGGGCAAAAAGAGAGAAUGUGCGAACGAUCCCGUUUCAGAUGACUUCGAUAAGGGAAAGAAACCGGGACAUGGCGGAUGUGGCAACAAAGUGCCUGAAAUUCGCAGGGAGGGUCUGAAGUUGAUGGGCACUUGGAAGCCAUCCAAGUCUGAGGAAGAGGAAGAGGGUCGUCAGCCCGAGAAGCGCGCCAUCAAGCCCCAGGAAGUCCUAAACAUCUUUCGCCUUAUCACCGACGAGGAACUGACAGUCCUGGGCUUGAACGUCAAGUUUGCCCGUCCCGAGUGGAUGCUGCUCACGAUGUUGCCCGUUCCUCCUCCACCUGUCCGUCCUAGUAUCUCCGUCGAUGGUACGGGUCAAGGCAUGCGUGGUGAAGACGACCUGACCUACAAGCUGGCCGAUAUCAUCCGUGCGAAUGCUUCCAUCAAGCGUUGCUACAGCGAAGGUGCUGCGCAGCAUGUCAUUGACGAUUUCGAGACCCUCCUGCAAUGGCACAUUGCAACAUACAUGGACAAUGACAUUGCAGGCCAGCCACAAGCGCAGCAAAAGUCCGGUAGAGGCCUGAAGACCAUUCGUGGCCGCCUAAAGGGCAAGGAGGGUCGUCUGCGUGGUAACCUCAUGGGCAAGCGUGUCGAUUUCUCGGCUCGUACUGUCAUUACGGGUGACCCCAACCUGUCUUUGGACGAAGUCGGUGUUCCCCGCAGUAUCGCUCGUACCUUGACGUACCCUGAAACCGUCACGCCGUACAACAUCGCCAAGCUCCACCAGCUGGUCCGGAAUGGCCCCAACGAGCAUCCUGGCGCCAAGUACGUCAUUCGCGACGACGGUCAACGUAUUGACCUGAGGCAUCACAAGCGCGCUGGGGAAAUUACGCUACAGUACGGUUGGAAGGUUGAGAGGCAUAUUGUGAGCGGCGACUUCAUCAUCUUCAACCGUCAGCCAUCGCUGCACAAGGAAUCCAUGAUGGGUCACCGCGUCCGCGUCAUGCCCUACUCGACUUUCCGAUUGAACUUGUCAGUCACAUCCCCUUACAACGCUGAUUUCGACGGAGACGAGAUGAAUUUGCACGUCCCGCAAACUGAGGAAACUCGUGCGGAAAUCAUGCAGCUUUGCAUGGUCCCGUUGAACAUUGUUUCGCCGCAAAGGAACGGUCCUCUUAUGGGUAUCGUUCAGGAUACUUUGUGCGGUGUCUACAAGAUGUGUCGCCGGGACACUUUCAUCACCAAAGACCAGGUCAUGAACAUCCUCAUGUGGGUUCCCGACUGGGAUGGCACGAUUCCGACGCCGGCUAUCCUCAAGCCUCGCCCUCGUUGGACAGGCAAGCAGAUCGCUAGUUUGGCGCUCCCUGACGGCUUGAACCUGAUUAGGUGGCCGAAGACACCGUCUCCGCUUACGGACGAUGGUCUUUGCGUGCAGAACGGCGAGCUGCUUUUCGGACUUCUCAGCAAGAAGAUCGUCGGUGCUAGCAGUGGUGGUGUCAUCCACACAAUUUACAACGAAUACGGAUGGGAGGCAGCUGUCAGUUUCUUUAACGGCACCCAGAGGAUUGUGAACUACUGGCUGCUGCACAAUGGUUUCAGUAUCGGUAUUGGUGACACGGUUCCGAACAAGGACACCACCGCCGCGAUCGAGGCCGCUGUCCAGAAGCAAAAGCAAGAGGUCGUUGAGAUCACAGACCAAGCAACAGCUGACAGGCUGGAGCCUAUGCCUGGUAUGACCAAGAGAGAAACGUUUGAGAGCAUGGUUUCGGCGCGCUUGAACAAGGCUCGUGAUGAUGCUGGUGUCGCUACCGAAAAGAAGGUCAAGGAUCUCAACAACGUCAUUCAGAUGGCCCGCUCAGGUUCUAAGGGUUCUACCAUCAACUUGUCUCAGAUGACAGCUGUCGUCGGUCAACAAUCGGUCGAAGGCAAGCGUAUUCCGUUCGGCUUCAAAUACCGGACAUUGCCUCAUUUCUCCAAGGAUGAUUUCUCCUCCGAAUCUAGAGGAUUUGUCGAGAAUUCCUACCUUCGCGGCUUGACUCCUUCCGAAUUCUUCUUCCACGCUAUGGCUGGUCGUGAGGGUCUGAUUGAUACGGCUGUCAAGACUGCCGAGACGGGUUACAUCCAGCGUCGUCUCGUCAAGGCUCUUGAAGAUGUCAUGGCCAAAUACGACGGUACCGUUCGCAAUUCGCUUGGUGACAUCGUACAGUUUGUGUACGGUGAAGACGGUCUGGACGGUGUCUACAUCGAGCAGCAAAAGGUUGAUUUCAUGAACAUCUCCGACGCCCAAUUCGAGCGCAAGUUCGGUGUCAAUGUCAUGGACCCUUCCACGUCGUUGUCGAGCGACAUUCUUGAGCAAGCUGACGAGAUUGCUGGCGAUAUCGAGGUUCAGCGUCUCUUUGAUGAGGAGUACGGCCAGCUACAGGAAGACCGCAAGAUGUUGCGUGACUUGUCGGAAGAGACUGAGGAUGACUUCCAGCUUCCGCUGAACAUUGUGCGUAUCAUCGAAACGGCUCAAGCCAAGUUCCGAAUCAAGCCCGGUUCACGCAGCGACUUGCAUCCUGCGGAUGUCAUUCCCAGAGUUCGCGAAACGCUUGACAAACUGGUGGUUGUUCGCGGCACCGACCACCUCUCUAAGGAGGCACAGUACAACGCGACUAUGCUCUUCAAGGCACAAUUGCGCUCACGCCUGGCAUUCAAGCGCCUUGUUAGGGAGUAUUCUCUCAACAAGCUGGCAUUUGAGAGCGUUCUCGGUGAUUUGGAAAACCGCUUCCUCCGCGCUCUCGUCAGCCCUGGUGAGAUGGUUGGUGUCUUGGCAGCACAGUCGAUCGGUGAACCAGCCACCCAGAUGACAUUGAACACUUUCCACUUUGCUGGUGUCUCUUCGAAGAACGUCACGCUUGGUGUACCACGUCUCAAGGAGAUUCUCAACGUCGCCAAGAACAUCAAGACGCCUUCGAUGAAGGUCUACAUGAAGACGUCUAUGGACAUGUCAGACAAGGACAAGCAAGCUGCUGGUAUGGCACUUCGCCAGCGUAUCGAGCAUACCACUCUGCGUUCUGUCACCGAGAGUGUUGGACUCUACUACGAUCCUGAUAUCCAAUCGACCGUCAUCGAAGAAGACCAGGAUCUGGUCGAAUCUUACUUCAUUAUCCCCGAAGACAAUAUGGAGGACCCCGACAUGCAAUCGAGGUGGAUGCUUCGCUUUGUUCUGAGCCGUCGCCGACUGCUGGACAGAGGUCUUACCGUCCCGGAAGUUGCUGCGGUGAUCAAGCAAGAAUACAAGUCCAACCUGGCUGUAAUCUUCAGUGACAACAAUGCCGAGUCUCUCGUCAUUCGUGUCCGCUUGAUCAACAGCGACCGCGAUGCAGGAAAGGAAGAUGAAGACCGAUCCAAGAGCGAUGCCGAUGAGUUCUUGCUCAGGAUGCUUGAGAGCAAGUUGCUCGACUUCUGCUCUUUGCGUGGUGUUGAGGGUGUCGAGCGUGCUUUCCUCAACCACCAGGCCAAGCGUGUCAUCAAAGAGGAUGGCUCCAUGGUCAAGAGCACGGAGAAAGACGAAUGCAAAGAGUGGUUCUUGGAUACUACCGGAACAGCACUUGCCGCUACCCUUGCUGUGGAUGGUGUUGAUGCCAACCGCACCUACUCGAACAACUUCUUUGAGAUUAUCGAGACCUUCGGCAUUGAAGCGACUCGGACAGCACUGCUCAAGGAGUUCACCCAAGUGUUGGCUUUCGAUGGUUCGUACGUCAACCACCGUCACUUGGCCUUGCUCGUGGACGUCAUGACAGCCCGCGGUUUGAUUAUGGCUGUCACCAGACAUGGCAUCAACCGUGCCGACACCGGUGCUUUGAUGCGUUGCUCGUUCGAAGAGACGGUUGAGAUUUUGCUCGAUGCUGCCGCAUGCGGUGAACUUGAUGAUUGCCGUGGUGUUUCCGAGAACAUCAUGCUCGGUCAACUGGCCCCGGCUGGUACCGGUGAGAUGGAGAUCAUGGUUGACAAGAACAUGCUCAACACUUGCGCUUCGGACAAUGCUCGCUAUGGUCUCAUGCCUGGUCUCGCGGCUGCUCCGGGAUACAUCGACACGGGUGCCGCCACCCCGUACGACAUUGGCUCACCCAGCCAUGAGGGAGGCUUUGCAGGACCUGAUUAUGGCGCAUCAUUCUCGCCUAUGGUCCAGGCAGGCGGAGACGACCAUGGCCCAGCGUUCGAUCCAAUGCUCGGUGGUGGAUUUAGCCCGUUCCCUGGCUCCCGGAGCCCUGGCUAUGCUCCAACCAGCCCCUUUGGUGGCACCAGUCCAACUUCGCCCGGCUACUCCCCCACUUCGCCAGGAUACUCUCCCACUUCGCCGGGCAUGGCUCUUACCAGCCCGCGCUUUGGUGGUGCCUCGCCAGCCUUUUCGCCGACAAGCCCUGGCUAUUCGCCGACGUCUCCUGGCUACUCCCCCACUUCGCCUGCUUAUGCUGGCUUGUCACCUACCUCGCCCAGCUAUUCUCCUACAUCCCCCAGUUACUCGCCAACGUCGCCGACCUCUCCGGCUUACUCUCCGACGUCACCAAGCUACAGCCCGACAUCGCCUAAGUACAGUCCAACAUCUCCCGCCUACUCGCCCACCUCGCCGAUGUACAGCCCGACGAGCCCGCAGUUUGGCGGCGGCGGUGGUAGCGACAGGAGAAGCCCUACCAGCCCGAUGUCGUACAGCCCGACGUCUCCGGUGUACAGUCCGACGAGUCCUGCGCAGAACCAGUACAGCCCAACUAGCCCGAGGUUCUCGCCCACGAGCCCAGGUGCGGCGCCGUACAGUGCGAGCUCCCCCAAGUACAGCCCGACCAGUCCGAAAUAUAGCCCUACCUCGCCUCGUCAGGAUUAA
Aplosporella prunicola CBS 121167 is the source of this 5274-nucleotide messenger RNA. RefSeq lists its product as uncharacterized. Gene Ontology annotation, cellular component: RNA polymerase II, core complex. The record is from RefSeq and is a predicted model, not a curated record. Gene Ontology annotation, biological process: transcription by RNA polymerase II. The coding region runs from base 1 to 5274 and encodes 1757 amino acids. The transcript is spliced from 4 exons. Lineage: Eukaryota; Fungi; Ascomycota; Dothideomycetes; Botryosphaeriales; Aplosporellaceae. Gene Ontology annotation, molecular function: DNA binding.